This is a messenger RNA of Blepharisma stoltei, 957 nucleotides long. Lineage: Eukaryota; Ciliophora; Heterotrichea; Heterotrichida; Blepharismidae. The record is from the annotation of a GenBank genome assembly.
AUGGAGAUAAAAUCCUUGAGGCGAAAUAAUAAAAUGAAAUAUCUUUCAUUUAUAUCACUCUUUGCCCUAGUUCUAUCAGGGCCUACAGUUCAGCUUAAAGACUCAGAUCUUGCUAUCCCACAAGAAAUGAUUGAUGAAAUCAACAGAGUCCAAGACUCCUGGAUUGCAUCUUCUAAGUGGGUUGGUAACAUGACAAUUGCUGAAGCCAAGCAUAAAGCAUCCACAAUAUCUAAACCUCGACCAUUUCCAGCAAAAGAAAUUGGUGCAUUAUCAGACUACCUUUCAAUUCCAGCCUCCUUCGAUGCAAGAACAAAAUGGCCAAACUGCAUUCACCCAAUCCGUAACGAUGAUUUAUGCGAUGCUGGCUGGGCGUUUGGAGCUACUGAAACUCUGUCUGACAGAUUUUGCAUUGCUUCAAAUGGCAAAAUUAACAUUGUUUUGUCACCACUAUAUCUGAUAGUAUGUGAUAUUUCAUAUGACGAUAGAUGCAGCUUCGGUAGUCCUGAUUCUGUUUGGAAUUUCAUGAAAAAUUAUGGAGUACCUACAGAAUCAUGCCUUCCUUAUAAUGUAUUAGAUACAGAUGAAAUGUGCCCUAAUUCUUGCUGGUUAGGAAACGAUUUCCAAUUCUAUAAGGCUGCGACUGUGAACUCAUUCAAUGGUACAGCAGCGAUCCAGGCUGAAAUAUUAGCAAAUGGGCCAGUUGAAGUUAUUUUUACCAUGUAUCAAGAUUUGUUGUCCUAUAAGGGAGGCAUUUAUAAGCAUACAACAGGUGAUUCUUUAGGAACUACCUGUGUGAAGGUAGUCGGGUGGGGAAAUCAAAGUGGAACUAAUUACUGGAUUGCUGCUAACUCUUGGGGAACUCGUUGGGGUUUACAAGGAUACUUUUGGAUUGCUUUUGGGGAGGGCGGGAUUGGUAAACAAGCUGUAGCUGGGACUCCAUAUAUUAAAGGCCUAUAG